Letharia lupina is the source of this 2712-nucleotide messenger RNA. RefSeq lists its product as uncharacterized. Gene Ontology annotation, biological process: peptidyl-serine phosphorylation; peptidyl-threonine phosphorylation. The record is from RefSeq and is a predicted model, not a curated record. Gene Ontology annotation, molecular function: ATP binding; protein serine/threonine kinase activity; protein tyrosine kinase activity. The coding region runs from base 1 to 2712 and encodes 903 amino acids. Lineage: Eukaryota; Fungi; Ascomycota; Lecanoromycetes; Lecanorales; Parmeliaceae. The transcript is spliced from 6 exons. Gene Ontology annotation, cellular component: cytoplasm; nucleus.
AUGGAUCAGAACUGGCAGCCUUACACGGAUGUGGCAGCAGCGAGCCGACAGGGACGAUACCCACAAACAACAGGACAGCAACCAGCGAAUGGUUCGGCGCAGCAUCAGCCGCAGUCUGGAUAUAGCUAUGAAGCUUAUCAAACUCCUUCGGUACCUUCUCAACCACAGUCAAUGGCUGUGUCGCCUAUCGGGACUCCUCGUACGCGUGCCUAUUCUGGAGACGGAGAUGUUGCAAUGGAAGAUGCGGAUCCCUACAAUAGGAUGAAGUACCCUUCAAGGCCUACUCAUUCGCAACGCCCCUCUUCACAGUACUUGGGACAAGAGGAUUCUUCCGCCGCAAGGAGGUAUUCACCAAUGAAGGCACUCUCACCUUCUUCACCUUACGCUCCGAGCUCCCAGCAAUCGAGUCAAAGCCCAUAUGGACACUAUCCAUCACAAAGCACUUCGGCGCGACAAUCCCCAACGCGCUCGAACCACUACUCUACUCCAUCUCAAUCGUACUAUUCGACACCCACAUCUUCUAGGCAACCACCCUUACAGCUUCCUCCCAUCCACCCAAAUUCUGACACCACUGACCAAUUCUAUCCGAACUCUGCAACAGCGCAAUUGAAUGCUGUUUUCGGCCGGGAGACAAAGUCACCGCGGCAAAUGCGGCCAGUCCACCCUGGCACGGCAGACAUGCCACGAGGACCAGUGCCGAGAUUUAAUAAGUUAGAGUCUGUGCAGGACCUUCAGCCUAGGGUCAAUCCGCAGCCUGCUUUUCGGCGAGCAAAUCCAGAGGGCGGUUUCAUUAGCCCUUUGCAAGCAUUGACCACUCAUUUGCCCUCGACAUAUCGGAUAUGCAACCCAGCUUUCAAAUACGAGUCAUCCAGAAACCCACGAAGAGUCCUUACUAAGCCGAGCAAAGGCGUCAAGAACGACGGGUACGACAACGAAGACAGUGACUAUAUCUUGUUUGUCAAUGAUAUACUUGGCAAUGAAGAGAACGGGCACAGGAAUAGGUAUCUCAUACUUGAUGUUCUUGGCCAAGGUACCUUUGGACAGGUGGUGAAAUGCCAGAACCUGAAAACCCAGGAAGUAGUUGCGGUGAAGGUUGUUAAGAAUAGAACAGCAUACUUCAAUCAAAGCAUGAUGGAGGUCUCAGUGCUGGACUUGCUCAACGGCAAGUUGGAUAAGAAUGACGACCAUCACCUCCUACGACUGAAGGACACCUUUAUUCAUCGGCAGCAUCUGUGUUUAGUCUUUGAGCUGCUCAGCGUGAAUCUUUACGAGUUGAUCAAACAGAACCAAUUCCGCGGAUUGAGCACAACACUAGUGAGGGUGUUUGCACAGCAGCUCUUGAAUGGAUUGGGUCUGCUCAACAAAGCAAGGCUCAUACAUUGUGACCUCAAGCCGGAAAAUAUCCUUCUUAAGAACCUGGAAAGUCCGGUCAUCAAGAUCAUCGAUUUCGGCUCAGCUUGCGAUGAGAGACAGACAGUUUACACUUACAUCCAGUCACGAUUCUACCGGUCACCAGAAGUCCUCCUAGGACUACCGUACUCCUCAGCGAUCGACAUGUGGUCGCUGGGCUGUAUUGUGGUGGAGCUUUUCCUGGGCCUUCCCUUGUUCCCAGGUUCGUCUGAGUACAAUCAGGUAUCUCGGAUAACGGAGAUGCUUGGUCUCGCCCCAACAUGGAUGCUGGAGAUGGGGAAGCAAUCGGGAGAAUUCUUCGAAAAGACUCAUGAUGAUUUUGGGAGACGUACGUACCGGCUCAAGCCAAUGGAGCAGUAUUCUCGAGAGCACGGUUCGAAGGAGCAGCCAAGCAAGAAGUAUUUCCAAGCGACGACCUUGCCAGAGAUCAUACGGAGCUAUGCGAUGCCAAGGAAAAAUAUGAAGCCUGCAGAGAUUGAACGAGAAAUGACUAAUCGCCAUGCUUUCAUCGACUUCGUGCGCGGCUUACUCAACAUAAACCCGCUCGAACGGUGGUCUCCCCAGCAAGCGAAGCUGCAUCCAUUCAUUACGCAGCAAAAGUUCACCGGACCCUUUGUUCCGCCAAUGAAUUUGAAGUCCUCUUCUAUUACGAAAUCACCGGCUCCUGGAGUGCAGCAACAGCAGCAGGCCGAAGCUGUUAGCAAACAGCGAGCUCAAGCGGCUCAGGCACAAGCUCAGGCACAGGCACAGGCCCAAGCACAGGCCCAAGCACAAGCGCAGUCGGCAGCCCAGAACGCGUACGUGGCCAACAUGCAGAUGAGCCAGUACACGCAAAGUCCGCUUGGUCAAGCACCUCCAGCGUACAACAACAUGUACACACCUCAACAAGGAGCACCUCCAGCUUACACUGCGGCCUCAGCUACCUUUGGUCAGCAGAUGGGCAUGAUGCAACAAACACCCAGCCAGAUCGCCCCAGCGCAAUACACUCCUCAACAGAACCUGUAUGCGCAAGCUGCAACCAGAGCAGGUCGGCAACGCGCCUCCACCAUGGACCAACAGCAAGGCGGAAUACCACAAUCGAUCCAAAGGGUGGCGAGCCACCUUGAUCCGAACGCGCCAAUCAGGUUGCAGCCAAGUCCCGCGUAUUAUCCUCCACCGCCAGAUGGAUAUGUCGAUCCAAAUGCCGCGAAUGCCAGGAGGAGGGGGAGCCGUGCAGCGAGCGGCCGGAACAGAAAUUUCAUACAGACUUUAGAAGAUCGGACCAUGGAGGAGGGAUUUGUUAACCAGUCACAAUGGCACUGA